This is a messenger RNA of Phialemonium atrogriseum, 465 nucleotides long. RefSeq lists its product as uncharacterized. The record is from RefSeq and is a predicted model, not a curated record. Bases 1 to 465 code for a protein of 154 amino acids. The transcript has 3 exons. NCBI's taxonomy places the organism in Eukaryota, Fungi, Ascomycota, Sordariomycetes, Cephalothecales, Cephalothecaceae.
AUGUUCCGUUUCCUCGUCGCCCUCCUCGCGGUCCCCGCGAUAGGCCUCGCCGCAGGCAAGCCGGAGCAGAUCCGCAGCGACCAGGACCCCGUCUUCCAUCUCUAUCUGCAGGCCAACCCGACCGACCCAACGAUGGUGGUGCUCGGGCCCGAGUCGACGUCCGAGUACUUCGACAUCAGCGGGACGAUCAAGUCGACCAACACGAGCAUGUACCUCAACAUCGGCAGCGACAGCACCUCGUACAAGACCCUCACCUUUGGCGCGACGGCGUCGACCACCGGCUGGGGGCUGGAGGGCGACACCAUCAUCACCACGACGUCGAGCAGCUUUGGCAGGCAACUCAACUUCCUGGUCUGCAAGGCGAAUGGCAAUUAUUGGCAGGUCUAUUUCCAGACUGGGAGUGACACGCCGAGUGGGAAGACUUGCAGCAACUACCAAUCCCUCCAUCUGCCCUGCCUUUGUUAA